Messenger RNA from Mya arenaria, 1485 nucleotides. RefSeq names its product protein draper-like. Gene Ontology annotation, molecular function: scavenger receptor activity. Lineage: Eukaryota; Metazoa; Mollusca; Bivalvia; Myida; Myidae. The record is from RefSeq and is a predicted model, not a curated record. The transcript is spliced from 10 exons. Bases 1 to 1485 code for a protein of 494 amino acids.
AUGGUCAACAUAAUAAAUCUUCCAGCUUGUGCCCCCGGAGAAUUUGGUAGAAACUGUGCAUCAAACUGUGGCUACUGUCAGGCCGGCAACACCACGUGUGACACGUACGACGGGCACUGUCCAGCCGGAUGUGCAGCCGGAUACAAAGGAGACUUGUGUAAAACAACAUGUGCUCCCGGGGAGUUUGGAUCUAACUGUACAUUUAACUGUGGCCACUGUCAUGAUGGCAACAAAACAUGUGACACGUACAACGGGCACUGUCCAGCCGGAUGUAACGCUGGAUACAAAGGAGACAUCUGUAAAACAGGGAUAAACUUAAUACAACUUAUUCGCAGUGACGUGAAAGUAACAAUGGCUACACCAAUCGUCUUUCACUCAAACACUUACUCAAAGAUGAAUGCAAUUGACAACCUGAUUCAAAACAAUACCGACGCCUGUGGAUGCUGCAGCGCAACUGUCGACAACAACUUGUGGGAGAUUGACUUUGGAAAGAAAUAUUUAAUGAAUGAGAUAAGGAUUUAUGGUAGAGGAGAUGCUUGUGCCCCCGGAGAAUUUGGUAGAAACUGUGCAUCAAACUGUGGCUACUGUCAGGCCGGCAACACCACGUGUGACACGUACGACGGGCACUGUCCAGCCGGAUGUGCAGCCGGAUACAAAGGAGACUUGUGUAAAACAACAUGUGCUCCCGGGGAGUAUGGAUCUAACUGUACAUUUAACUGUGGCCACUGUCAUGAUGGCAACAAAACAUGUGACACGUACAACGGGCACUGUCCAGCCGGAUGUAACGCUGGAUACAAAGGAGACAUCUGUAAAACAGAAUGUUUCCUUGGAGAGUAUGGACCCGGGUGUAUGUCACAUUGCGGUCAGUGUAGUGAUGGAAACACAACGUGCAACGUCUACAGCGGUCAUUGUCCAAGCGGAUGUGCAUCCGGAUACAAAGGAGAUGUAUGCUCAAUUCAAUGUUCGCCCGGUGAGUAUGGACACGGGUGUACGUCACAUUGCGGUCAGUGUAUUGAUGGAAACACAACGUGCAACGCUUACAGUGGUCACUGUCCGAGCGGAUGUGCACCCGGAUACAAAGGAGAUGUAUGUUUCAAUUCAUGUGCCCCCGGAGAGUUUGGCCCAAACUGUGUAUCCAACUGUGGCAACUGUUAUGCCGGCAUCACCACGUGUGACAUAUACAACGGGUACUGUCUAGCUGGGUGUGCCGCUGGGUACAAAGGAGACUUCUGUAAAAUUAAGUCUAAUCAAAACAAAGAUCAGUCGACUCAAAACGACGGAAAUACCAUAGCGGUUGUUGUUGCCGCUGUCUCAUCAACAUUGCUGUUUGUUUCAGCCAUAGCAAAUGUUGUUAUUGUAUUAUUGUAUUGCAGAAGGAAGGCAAGCCUCAGGAAAGAAGAACAGAAGACAGACACCAACUACUUUACAACGACAGGACCAUCUCAUGCAUCCGAUUAUGAUAGCCUUGACGGAACAGAAAGUUAG